Sphenostylis stenocarpa is the source of this 1392-nucleotide messenger RNA. The record is from the annotation of a GenBank genome assembly. NCBI's taxonomy places the organism in Eukaryota, Viridiplantae, Streptophyta, Magnoliopsida, Fabales, Fabaceae.
AUGUUUACUUCAAUCGACCUCGCUUCACAUCUUGUUCUGCUUAUUGACUGCAGAAUAGAUGCUGAAGCCUCUACCCUUAAGAAAAACCUCACUGAUAUAACAGCAUCACAGGGUCCUGUAAGCAAAGUUGAUUAUAAGGCUGCGGAGGAAACAACAGCAACUCUAGAGGCUUUGAAAAUUGCCCUUGCUCAAAUUAGAAUCUGUGCCAGACUGGAAGCAUUAUUGCUGAAGAAAAAAAAUUUAAGCAAUGGAGACUCUCCGGAAGUUCAUGCUCAAAAGGUUGAUAAGCUGAAGGUUUUGACGGAAUCUCUUGCCAACUCUGCUGUAAAAGCUGAAAAGCGUAUUUUAGAUAACAGAGUACAAAAGGAGGAAGCAUUAAAAGUUCGAGUAGCUAAAGAUGGUGAAGCUAGUGAAAAGGAGAAGGAAUUGACAGCAGAGAUAUCUGAACUGCAACGCAAAAAAGAAGAUCUUGAAGCUGAAUUGAAAAAGGUUAACACUACUUUGGCUGCUGCUCAAGCACGAUUAUGGAAUGUGAGGGAAGAGAGAGAUCAGUUUGAGGAAGCAAACAAUCAGAUAGUUGAGCACCUGAAAAUAAAGGAAGAUGAACUUUCAAAAUCCAUUAGUUCAUGUAAGGUUGAAGCAGAUGUUCUCAAAACCUGGAUUAAUUUUCUGGAAGAUACUUGGGUUCUUCAGCGGUCAAAUGCAGACACUUACGAUAAGCAGGUCAAUGAUGAAUUGGAGAGACAUGAGGACUACUUCGUGAACUUGGCUAUUCAACUUCUUACUGCAUACCAGAAAGAGUUAGAGCCUUGUAUUAACCAUAUUGGCACAUUUGUCUUGAACCUCAAGAAUUUAAAUCAGAGGUUAGAGAUGACAUCCAGUGCAGAGACUGAGGAUUCAGACGUAUUAAAUCCAAGGAGAAAUCUUGAGGAGGAAUAUUUGACCUACGAAGCCAAGAUUAUUACCACCUUCAGUGUAGUGGAUAACAUGAAGCAGCAAUUUUACGCGCAGUAUGGGAAAAUUUCCAGGAACGAUGAAGAGAGAGUUAAAGAGCUGUUUGAUGCCAUUGAAAAAUUACGAACUAAAUUUGAGUCUAUUGAGAGACCAAUUCUUGAAAUAGAGAGCCCUGCAAAGGUUGAACCUCCACCUUCUGAGAAAAAGUUCGACGGUACUGCUUCACCUUCUGCACCAGCUCAUGGUGCCCAGCUUUCAAAGCCAGAGACGGAUGAACAGCCAGAAUUAUUCUCGGUUAAGGCAGACCAGGUAUUAGACCAUGAAGCUGAAUUAGCUAAGCUGGAAUCUGAGUUUGGGAAUGUUAGUCAAGAUUAUUCAACUGAGGAAAUUGGUGAUUGGGAAUUUGAUGAGCUUGAAAAAGAAUUGGCUUCUAGUUAA